Messenger RNA from Scleropages formosus (Asian bonytongue), 1018 nucleotides. RefSeq names its product calcium channel, voltage-dependent, gamma subunit 4b (gene cacng4b). Gene Ontology annotation, cellular component: postsynaptic density membrane; AMPA glutamate receptor complex; voltage-gated calcium channel complex. Gene Ontology annotation, biological process: neurotransmitter receptor transport, postsynaptic endosome to lysosome; postsynaptic neurotransmitter receptor diffusion trapping; calcium ion transmembrane transport. Lineage: Eukaryota; Metazoa; Chordata; Actinopteri; Osteoglossiformes; Osteoglossidae. The transcript has 4 exons. Bases 50 to 1018 code for a protein of 322 amino acids. The record is from RefSeq and is a predicted model, not a curated record. Gene Ontology annotation, molecular function: channel regulator activity; voltage-gated calcium channel activity.
UGUAGACUUCAGCGCGUAGACCGACGCCGUGGGGUUGUUAUGAGGCGCCAUGGCGUGGUGUGACCGUGGGGUUCAGAUGCUGCUGACCACCGUGGGCGCCUUCGCCGCCUUCAGCCUCAUGACCAUCGCCAUCGGCACGGACUACUGGCUCUACUCGCGCGCCUACAUCUGCAACGCCACGAACAUCAGCACGGACGAGAGCCAGAGCCAAGCCAAGAAGACCAAAGGAGACCUCACGCACUCCGGGCUUUGGAGGAUCUGCUGCAUUGAAGGAAUCAACAGAGGGAGCUGCUACCGGAUCAAUCACUUCCCAGAAGACAACGACUACGACACCGACAGCUCGGAGUACCUUCUGCGUAUUGUCCGGGCAUCCAGCGUGUUCCCCAUCCUCAGCACCAUCCUGCUGCUUCUGGGUGGUCUCUGUGUGGGGGUGGGCCGCAUAUACAGUGGAAAGAAUAACAUCGUACUCAGCGGUGGCAUCCUCUUUGUGGCAGCAGGCCUGAGCAACAUCAUUGGCAUCAUUGUUUACAUCUCCAGCAAUGCGGGAGACCCAAGCGACAAGAAAGACGAGGACAAGAAGAACCAGUACAACUAUGGCUGGUCCUUCUACUUUGGGGCGCUGUCCUUCAUCGUGGCCGAGUCCAUCGGAGUCCUGGCCGUCAACAUAUACAUUGAGAAGAACAAGGAGGUGCGCUUCAAAGCGCAGAGGGAGUUCAUCAAGGCCGCCUCCUCGUCCUCCCCAUACGCCCGCAUGCCCAGCUACCGCUACCGGCGGAGGCGCUCCCGCUCCAGCUCCCGCUCCACAGACCCCUCGCGGGACACUUCCCCUGUGGGGCUCAAGAUGGUGAGUGCCAUGCCUGUGGGCGAGAUCUCCAUGUACACGCUGACCAGGGAGCAGCUCAAACCCGGCACUGGGGCUUCCUACAGUCCCGACCACGACCCCAGCUUCCUGCAGGUCCAUAACUGCUUCCCGAAGGAUCUCAAGGAAGGCAUCAACAGGAGGACCACCCCAGUAUGA